AUGUUCCUGACAAGGUCAGAAUAUGAUAGAGGUGUGAAUACCUUUUCACCGGAGGGUCGCCUCUUUCAAGUGGAAUAUGCUAUUGAAGCCAUCAAGCUUGGUUCAACAGCCAUUGGAAUACAGACUAGUGAAGGUGUGGUAUUGGCUGUUGAAAAGCGUGUGACUUCCCCUCUCAUUGAAGCAGGAAGUAUUGAAAAAAUAAUGGAAGUGGACAAGCAUAUAGCCUGUGCUAUGAGUGGUCUCAUUGCUGACUCCAAAACAUUGAUAGACAGGGCUCGUGUUGAGGCUCAGAAUCACUGGUUUACUUACAAUGAGAAGAUGAAUGUUGAAAGUGUUACCCAGGCUGUCUCUAACCUUGCCCUUCAGUUCGGUGAUGAUGAUCCAGACCCUGGUGCAAUGAGCCGUCCCUUUGGUGUUGCUUUGCUGUUUGCUGGGAUUGAUGAGAAAGGUCCCAGACUGUUUCAUAUGGAUCCGUCAGGCACAUUUCUGCAGUAUGAUGGUAAAGCUAUAGGAUCCGGGUCUGAAGGAGCACAGCAAGCUUUGCAAGAGGCAUUUCAUAAGUCGAUGACUUUGAAGGAAGCUUGCAAAACUGCUCUGACAAUACUGAAACAAGUAAUGGAGGAGAAACUGAACGCCACGAAUGUAGAGAUGUGUACAGUGACUCCUCAGAAUCUGUUUAGGAUGUUUACUAAAGACGAACUGGAAGCCAUCAUCAAGGACAUCUAG
This is a messenger RNA of Candidula unifasciata, 726 nucleotides long. The record is from the annotation of a GenBank genome assembly. NCBI's taxonomy places the organism in Eukaryota, Metazoa, Mollusca, Gastropoda, Stylommatophora, Geomitridae.